This is a messenger RNA of Cuculus canorus (common cuckoo), 1561 nucleotides long. It is a transcript of the gene PSMA7, whose product is annotated as proteasome 20S subunit alpha 7. The record is from RefSeq and is a predicted model, not a curated record. NCBI's taxonomy places the organism in Eukaryota, Metazoa, Chordata, Aves, Cuculiformes, Cuculidae. Gene Ontology annotation, cellular component: proteasome core complex, alpha-subunit complex; nucleus; proteasome core complex. The transcript has 7 exons. Bases 62 to 808 code for a protein of 248 amino acids. Gene Ontology annotation, biological process: ubiquitin-dependent protein catabolic process.
GCGGCGCGCGCGGAUGAGUGCGCGGUUUUGAGGGGAGGUGCCCGAUUCCGGCCCCGGCGCCAUGAGCUACGACCGCGCCAUCACCGUCUUUUCCCCGGACGGGCAUCUCUUCCAGGUGGAGUACGCCCAGGAGGCGGUGAAGAAGGGCUCCACCGCGGUUGGAGUGAGAGGGAAGGAUAUUGUUGUUCUUGGUGUGGAAAAGAAGUCUGUGGCAAAACUUCAGGAUGAAAGAACUGUACGGAAGAUCUGUGCUCUCGAUGACAAUGUCUGCAUGGCUUUUGCAGGGCUGACAGCUGAUGCCAGGAUAGUUAUAAAUAGAGCUCGUGUGGAGUGUCAAAGCCACAGACUUACAGUGGAGGAUCCUGUCACCGUGGAGUACAUCACACGGUACAUUGCCAGUCUGAAACAGAGAUACACACAGAGCAACGGCCGCAGACCUUUUGGUAUCUCUGCUCUUAUUGUGGGAUUUGACUUUGAUGGAACCCCACGACUGUACCAGACCGAUCCCUCCGGUACCUACCAUGCUUGGAAGGCCAAUGCCAUCGGCAGAGGAGCCAAAUCUGUGCGUGAGUUUCUGGAGAAGAACUAUACUGACGAAGCCAUUGAAACAGAUGAUCUAACUAUUAAACUUGUCAUCAAGGCUCUUCUGGAGGUUGUGCAGUCUGGUGGGAAGAACAUCGAGCUGGCGGUUAUGAGGCGAGACCAGCCACUGAAGAUCCUAAACCCUGAAGAAAUUGAGAAGUAUGUUGCUGAGAUUGAAAAAGAAAAGGAAGAAAAUGAAAAGAAAAAACAGAAGAAAACAUCAUGAUGAAUGAGAGUCAACUGCUUAGCGGCUGCUUUUUAACUCGAGUGAUGGGUUAUUCUGUAUAGACAACACGUAGGCAUUCCACUUACCCAUACUGUGCCCCUCUUCAGACCUACAAUAAACACGCGGGGUUUUUUUUUAAAGCUGUUAUUUAAAAAAUAAUCUGUUUGUUUCUUUGGAUUUCAAUGACUUGGGAUUCUGUGGUUGGCUUCAAGGCAGCAGUGGUGACCCAUUAAAGGACAAAGACUUGGUUUGCAUUUUUUUCUUGGACACCUCACUUUGUUCAGUGCUUCUCGUGCUGUCUCAGACCUCAGCUCUGCUCCCACCCUGUUUUUUUUUUAACCAGCUGUCUCGAGUGCUGUGUUACAGCCUCCCCAGAACACAACUGGUCUGGAAUUGAGGCUCGCUCUUCUGUAACUCACAUCUUGGCAUGGAGAGGCGCAGGCUGUGGCUGAGGUGUGAGGCUGGGACAGCGCAGGGGUGGGAGCGUCCCCUUUUGGGAGAUGGGCUGCGGACCGAGGGGUGCAUGGCUUGGUGCUUACAGGGACUGUGCAUGAUUCAUCGGAUUCAGAAUGCAGUGUGGCUGCUGUGAUUGCCCACUAGGGGAUUCAGAGACCGCUCGCUUCCUAAUACUAAAAAUAACUACAGCAAAUGUUACGUACAGCACAGCGAGACUGUACAGCUCUGCUCCAGUUUCUCUGUAUCGACCCUUGCACAGCUUCUUCCAUCCAUCUGAUCCACAGGAGCCAGGUUUAA